Aspergillus candidus is the source of this 941-nucleotide messenger RNA. RefSeq names its product DNA-directed RNA polymerase core subunit RPB10. The transcript is spliced from 4 exons. Gene Ontology annotation, molecular function: DNA binding; zinc ion binding; DNA-directed RNA polymerase activity. Gene Ontology annotation, biological process: transcription by RNA polymerase II; tRNA transcription by RNA polymerase III; transcription by RNA polymerase I. Bases 183 to 407 code for a protein of 74 amino acids. NCBI's taxonomy places the organism in Eukaryota, Fungi, Ascomycota, Eurotiomycetes, Eurotiales, Aspergillaceae. Gene Ontology annotation, cellular component: RNA polymerase I complex; RNA polymerase II, core complex; RNA polymerase III complex. The record is from RefSeq and is a predicted model, not a curated record.
AUACUCUGUAUCAUCAAUUCUUGCUCGUUAGGAUUGUACAUUAUCUACUCAUAAGAAUCUUUGUGAUCGUUUAAAAGGAAUUUCACUGUUUCCAUUUUCUUUGGGCAAACCUCCUAUAUCCAGGGAUUCAUUCAAAACAGUCAUCUGUUAUCUGGAGUUAACAGAUAAAGAAAUAUAGCCAAAUGAUUAUUCCCGUGCGAUGUUUUUCUUGUGGAAAGGUGGUAGGAGAUUUAUGGGAACGCUACCUACAACUUCUUGAUGAGGGGAUCGCAGAUGGUGAUGCCAUGGACCAGCUGGGCUGCAAGCGGUACUGCUGCCGUCGAAUGAUAAUGACCCAUGUUGAUUUAAUCGAAAAACUUCUUCGAUAUAAUCCCGCGGAAAGAGACCGUGCUAAGGCACAAAUUUGAGAAGCACCCAAUACAGAUAAGAUUUAUACUCUUGUGGCCUGACUCCUACCUUCACUCGGCCAACCCAUCAAUACCAUCUGCCCUUGUAUUAGGACUCGAGGGUUCGUGCGACUGGAUUUGAAUUCUGGGCGACGCAGUUGUUUUCUUGCCUAGAAAGUCUUCUGCUCACAGAUUUUACAAGGCUUGGUCAGCGGCGCAGAUGAUUGAUACUCCAGGAGUGUUUGUCAUUUGUUUCAACCCCAUGAUGUCGAAUCCAUUUGCGAUCGUCUUGAUUAUUGCUAGGAUCUAAAUCACGAAUAAAGACUAUGGCGAAGGGCGCAAAGGGAGACAGAUCGAUGAUUUCAUGAGGCAGCAUGAGUUUCUGAUGAUGAGGAGUUGUCUGGGUCUAUAAAAUUCCUCAAUUCACUUUCCAUGCCAAGGAAUUACCGUCGAACUAUCAUUCCAGGUUCACACGAAUAGCAUCAAUAAUCAAAUUCGAGCCGUUUAGUCGAAUAUCUUCUUGCAAUUGGUGAUAUAAACAUGCUGGUCAACGAC